AUGCCGGUGCGGGUUCUUGUGGCGCUGCCCCCGAUGGACGGGCCCGCCGUGACGGAGGCGGUGCUGGAGGAGCUCACCGUUUCGUCGUCGCGCCUGCAGCAGGCCACCCGGCAGCGCUACCCCGUCGCGUGCGAACGUCCUGUGUUGGAGGGGCGUUGGCGCGGCAAGUGGCACCGUUUCGCGGAGGAGGUUGCGGGGUUGCGCUGCCUCCUCGACACGCCGCUGGACUACGCCGAGGCCUGCGGACUCUGGGCCCACAUCGCGCCGAAUGAGCUGCGGUGCUGCCUUGUGGGCGAGGACCCCCGCGUGGUGCGGCAGGCGGACGAGGACAUGGGCGCACGGCUGCGUGAGCGUCUUCUCCACAAGGGGACUUUGCACUGCUUCCGCGAUGCGGCGCUGCGGGCGGCGCAGGCGGAAGUUGGCGCGGGUGUUUCUGCUGGCGUCAACCCUGCGGGGGCUCGCGAAGGGCGCGUCCCUCUCUGGCUGCGACGGGGGCGCCGUGCCACUUUCACCGCUCCUCUCUGGUCUCGUCAGAGGGACGUUGUGUUUCGCUUUCCUCACAGGGGCGCCAAGUUUUUACUUUAUUAUCACGUUUUGUUUGUUUGGCUCUCUCACAGCUGGAUGGGGGCUGUCUGGCCUGCUCGCGCGUCCCUCGGAGGCGCCGCUCCGCCGGCCUUUUUUGCUUUUGGGUUUCGCUUUUGUGUGCGUGCUGCGUGCCGCGUCUGUCGCCCGCCCACGUGUGGGCUGCGGUGGACUCCUCUCUCUCUUUGUCUCUUUUGCUGA
Molecule: messenger RNA, 783 nt
Organism: Trypanosoma conorhini
Lineage: Eukaryota; Euglenozoa; Kinetoplastea; Trypanosomatida; Trypanosomatidae
Exons: 1
Coding region: 1-783 (260 amino acids)
Source: RefSeq, a predicted model, not a curated record